AUUUUAUGGAUCCAUGAGAGUCCCUGCUGAUGACAGCUCAUGUCGCAGACCGGUCAUGACGUUCGCGUUACGCUCGCAAUGAUGUGUCCAGAUACUUCACGCUUGUGUACAGCUGUGCACGCGACCGCCAGGUUGAGAGUGAUGCUGCCGUAGAAGCGGAACGGAACUUUGCGGGCGAUUCGUGCGCGAUUUUCUCUUCGACUUUCUUUUCGAUCCUAUCUGUGAGGUUAUGAUCACCGUUGCCUCAUCGUCGAGACCAGCAUCGUUAUCACUCCGGUAAUUUGAAUAAAAUUUCUACGGUGCGCGAACGCUUUCGCGAUGAGAACCGGCGGCAUGCUGGACGGCCGCGAGUUCGGCAAACGUGUGCGCCGCCUCCUGGACGGCAAUUACUCCUACCGUAAGAUCCUGCUGCUCAUCCUGAUUUGCGGCGGCCUGCUGCUGUACUUUGGUCCGCCAGUCGCGCAAUGGCUUUUCUCCACUGUCAGGGAACCCAUCGAAGCAUUCGAAGACCACUGCAUAAAUGAGAGAUUAGCCAGUUUUUACUUUGAUGCUGCUGAAUAUAAUGUGAAUAUUCUGCAUAAUCCACCCAAGGAGAAUGAACAUCCUUAUCUGCCAUAUAUUGGAAAUGGUGUUUUUGGUGUCCCUAUUUCUCCCGAAGGCUGGUUGUAUAUCAAACAUGGAAGAGCUCUUUUAUUGCCAGUACAAUGGCAACCGUUGAUCAUUCAUCCAAUACCCAAGGAUAGAGAUAUAUCUUCAUAUCGAGAAGCAACUGUCGUUCAUUUUACAAAUGGGAUUGUUUACAAGUACCAGUGCCUUAGAGAGGGAUAUCAUAUAGACUCUCAGUAUUAUGCUCAUAGAGGUCUCGAGGGAAUCUUAGUACAGAAUAUAAAGCUUGCUAAUCCAUUUCUACUCUCCCAAGAGAUAACUUUGAAGCCGCAAGAGUCCACCCAUUGGAGCAAUUCUCACGUAGAACCGAUCAAGAUUCAAGUCGAUGGGUUUAAUCACGAGUACACCUUCGUGUCUGGAUUCGUACCGUUGCCCAAUUCAAAUAAGAUAGUAGUGGUAUCGAUUAUUUACAAGGUCCCGCCUGAAAGAAUACAGGUGAAAGCGCGCAGUUCGACCAAGCUCGAGUUCUUGACGAGUAUUCAGUACAGCGAGCCAAUCUCGUCCGAGCAAUAUCACGUUGAACGCGACGCGACCAAGAAGAGGGCGGUCGAUUUAUUGAAGAAGGCAAUCGUGCAACAGCAACGGGGCUUGAGAGAAGAGCAUGUGAAUCUCUGGCAGAGUUAUUGGUACACGAGUCUGCGGAUAAGUGACUCCAAAGCCGAAGGUGCCAUCAACGGCCACAAGAUUAAUUCCACUAUGUAUUAUGUACUGUCCCAAGUGUCACGAAAUACUCAGGAUUUGGAGAAGAACGUUGUCAUGAACGAGGGGUGCUACCGAGGUCAUCAUACCUUAGAUGCUCCUCGCUUGUGGAAGGAUAGCACAUCCAUCGACGCUGUGAACGAGAUAGUCGAGGCUUGGUUAAUAACGUUGGAAAAGCAAGGCUGUCAUCAUCUGGUGACAGGUGGCCCCGCGGCUGUACAGCAAGCCAUUGUCUUGAGUCUCGGUGGUUUGAGAUUCAGUAAGCAACACCUCGAGUUUAAUAUCGAUCCUCAGUACCUUCAUCGCGACUAUUUAUUCAGACGUAUAAGUUACGGCAAUUUAACGCAUCUGAAUAUAUCCGUAACAGUCGGCGACGAUAACCGUGCAAUAUUAGGAGUAGCGUUAGAUAAGAGCGACAGUAUAUACUUCGGAUGCGACGCCGGCUGUCUGGACGCUCCGGUCCCCCUUGGCCAAAGCUACACGAAUUUCCCCGUGAAGUUGACAAAACCGUUAACGGCGAUACUUUACAUAACGUCCGAUCAUCAGCAUAUGCAAGAGCUUCGCAACGCUCUGCAUGUGCACGAAGUGGACGAUGCGCCAGCGCACGAUCACCAGGUGAUGGCUCUGCACAAGCACGGACAUCAGCUGGGCGGUUUGCCCACGUUGUUCUGGGUUAGCAUAUGUUUUCUGAUCAUUGUGUUCCAUCUGUUUCUAUUUAAGCUGAUUCUCACCGAGUAUUAUGGUCACCAGGAUCGGCAGCGAGUCCGAUACAAUAAACCGUGAUGCGAUUGUACAUAAUUUUCCUAUUGCCGUGAUGUGUACAUAUGUAUAUUGUUGCGAUAUGUAUAUAUAUAUUUUUCAAACUCAUCGUGUGUAUACCGGGAGGAGGGGGAUAAUUGUUCUUGAGUGGGUGUUUGUACACACACAAUACCGAAUCUUAUCGCGCAAAUCAUAUUUUUAUAGCGUCAAAUCGAGCGGCGAAUGUAUAUUCUUUCGCGACUGUAAGUUAUUUUUCUAUGCGACGACGUGGUUGAGAGUCGAGGAGUCGUUGUUUCAUUCCCGCCGCUGCGAGUGGCUAUCUAUCAGUUUAUCAAUACAUACUACAUUCUGCAUACACAAAUAUAUACAUGUAAAGCUUAAGAUGACGUUCAUGCGAUCAUGCCGACGACUAAAAUCUUGGAUUUACCGGUUCUUCGUAGGACAAACCGUCAAGUAUAAUCGCGUAGCUUUCGCGGAGGGAAACGUUGUCAAUGCUGUCCAGUUGUGUUUAAUAUCGAACGCGCGGCGCGAGAUUAUCGAGCCGAGGGAGAGAAGUUCACCAUGUUAAUUUGUCGACAACAUUUAUUAUAGAAUAUGUUAAACGUAUAAUAAAUUGUACUACAACGCAA
This is a messenger RNA of Harpegnathos saltator (Jerdon's jumping ant), 2753 nucleotides long. RefSeq lists its product as uncharacterized. NCBI's taxonomy places the organism in Eukaryota, Metazoa, Arthropoda, Insecta, Hymenoptera, Formicidae. The transcript has 7 exons. Bases 319 to 2148 code for a protein of 609 amino acids. The record is from RefSeq and is a predicted model, not a curated record.